AACGAGUUGAGCGACGGACCCGCUGCCAGCGUUGCAUAGGACCUGUCUCUAGAAAGUAUUGUCCUGGAUUUUGCGUCUCAGUAAGCUCUGACCACUACCGUACCACCCAUCCAAUACGCCAUGUCUGUGUACACUGGGGAAUCCCGGGGAGAGCUUUUGGCGUGGUUGAAUGACCUGCUCGGUGCAACUGCCCCGGCCAAAGUCGAGGAAUGCGGUAAAGGGUACACGUAUUGUCAGAUCCUGGACUCUGUAUAUGGUGACAUACCAAUGGCGCGAGUCAAAUUCAACGCCAGGAUGGAGUACGAGUACCUUGAAAACUUCAAAAUCUUACAAAAAGGAUUCAAGACCCACCGCAUAGACAAGCCCAUUCUCGUGGACAAACUUGUGAAAUGCAAAAUGCAGGACAACCUCGAAUUCUUGCAGUGGAUGAAGAAAUUUUGGGAUGCAAAUGCCAGGGGUGACGAGUACAACGCGGCGGGGAGAACAGGCGGCGUCGUCCCCCCGAGUGCUCCCUCAUCAUCCCGUGCUCCAGCUGCUCGACCCGCCGGCGUCUCACGGACAGCAGGGGUCGGUGCCGCUCGAUCGGGCUCGGCGGCGAGUACGGGUCAGCUCAAUGACUUGCGAGAACAAGUCGCGGAAAUGCAAGCGCAUUGCGAGACCGUGGAGAGGGAACGAGACUUUUACUUUGACAAACUGCGCCAGAUCGAACUCAUCGUUCAGCAGCGAAGUGGAAUCGAGGGACUCGAGACGGGUGAAAAAGACAUGAUUGGUCAGAUUCAAGAAAUCUUGUAUUCCACAGCGGAGGGCUUUGAACUUCCGGACAACGAGGCCGCACAAGCCCCAGCUGAUGAAGAGACAUUUUAGACGGCGUGGACCAGGAGCCGCAGAUGUGCGAACAGGACUUGGCAUAAUGACAAAUGGGCAUGCAAUCGAGUGCCAUAGCUACCUCAAGCAGUCCCUGCCCAGGUCAAAUUCUGCAUCAAAAGCCAUCAGCUAGUGGACU
This is a messenger RNA of Kockovaella imperatae, 1003 nucleotides long. Its product is annotated as calponin homology domain-containing protein. Gene Ontology annotation, molecular function: microtubule plus-end binding. Gene Ontology annotation, biological process: protein localization to microtubule plus-end; regulation of microtubule polymerization or depolymerization; spindle assembly. The transcript is spliced from 9 exons. The record is from RefSeq and is a predicted model, not a curated record. The coding region runs from base 121 to 864 and encodes 247 amino acids. Gene Ontology annotation, cellular component: microtubule plus-end; cytoplasmic microtubule; microtubule organizing center. Lineage: Eukaryota; Fungi; Basidiomycota; Tremellomycetes; Tremellales; Cuniculitremaceae.